AUGUCGAUGCCGCCGACGAUGUACCCGCCCCCGAAUGGGAUCCCGACGCAGCAGUACUCGUACUACGCCCCGCCGCCGCCGCCGCCGGUGAAGACGAGCGGGUCCGACGUCCCGGCGUGGAUGUGGGUCGGCCUGGGCGUCGUCCUCGGGACGGCUGGAGGAAAGAUCUUCGGGGCGAAGAAGCAGGACAUGCAGACGAUGAUGAUGCAACAGAUGAUGAAGUCGAUGACGGGCGGGGGGAUGCCGGGCGGGAUGCCGGGUGGGAUGCCGGGCAUGCCGGGCAUGCCAGGCAUGCCGGGUACGCCGCCGGGUGGGAUGCCCCCGUUCGGUGCGCAGCCGCCUGUGGACGUGAAGCCGAGCGCGCCGAAACCGGCGGCAGUGAAGCCGGCGGCGGCGAAGCCGGCGACGGCGGCGGCGCCAACGUCCUCCGGACGAGGCAGCGCGGCGGCUACGAAGCCGACAGAGGAACCGAGCGAAACCGUCAAGUCUGAGUUCUCCGCCUUCGCCGACCAAGAGAUCCCGGUGGUCGAACCGACGAUGACGUCGACGAACCCAUUCUUCGACGACGCUGAAGCUGAUGAGUCGACUGCUACCGGCGGUGAAGACGAUGACGUCAGCGAGCAGGACAUGGCUUACAUGCAGGACAUGCUUCGGAAUCCGGAGAUGCAAAAGCUCAUGUACCCAUACCUCCCAGAGUUCAUGCGCAACGAACAAACGUUCGAGAUGUUGCUCUCCAACCCGCAGUACAAGGAUCAGCUCAAGGGCAUCAUGAAGCAGAUGAAGGCUGGCGGCAUGGGCUCCCCGGGCGGCGGCAUGGGUAUGCCGGACAUCAACUCCCCGGAAGUGCAAGAGCAAUUUGCGCAAAUGGGCAUGAAGCCGGAGGACGUGCUGACGAAGAUUAUGCAAGACCCGGACCUUGCGCAGGCUUUCCAAAACCCAAAGAUUCAAGCCGCCGUCAUGGAUUGUUCCACGAACCCCAUGAACAUUACCAAGUACCAAAAUGACCCAGAGAUCAUGAAGACGUUUGAGAAGCUCGCGCAGUUGUUCCCGCAAGACGUCAGCGGCAUGAUGGGCCAACAAUAA
Molecule: messenger RNA, 1083 nt
Organism: Ostreococcus tauri
Lineage: Eukaryota; Viridiplantae; Chlorophyta; Mamiellophyceae; Mamiellales; Bathycoccaceae
Product: Heat shock chaperonin-binding
Exons: 1
Coding region: 1-1083 (360 amino acids)
Biological process (GO): protein import into chloroplast stroma; chloroplast organization
Cellular component (GO): chloroplast thylakoid membrane; chloroplast inner membrane
Source: RefSeq, a predicted model, not a curated record